AGGAGGAGGCUGGACUAAGGAUCUGUGCGGCCCCUGUAGAGAUGUUUGAGUAUCAAACCAAAGCUCAUCUAUGCCAAAGAUGCUGUCCUUGAAGUCAAGUAUGUCAGGAGACCUUCAUCUGACAUCAUCAAAGCGGUGAAAUUCGGCCAAAAAUUACAAAUUAAAGGGCCAGACCACAAUAAGAUGUUCUCUAUGAUCCAUACCGCUUGGAGAUUCCCAUUCCGUGUCCAGUAAUGAAAAUACAAACACCAUAAAGGUGAAAACAUCAUGAAAGCAGUUCGACUGUCACGUUGGGAGUUCAAUAUUUAUCUCCUUCUUUCGAUUGUGAUCCAUGCAUAUUCAUUUUAUGAGGUCUACCGAACCUCCCAAGAACAUGAAGAGGAGCUUGAGUCUGAAUUUGAUCUGGAAACGGAUUCCUAUUUCUGGGGCUUUAAAAAGGAUUCUACAGACUUUGAGUGGAAUUUCUGGAUGGAAUGGGCUCGCUGGCCCUUAAUAUGGCUUAUGUUGGGACAUGUGGUGGUUUCACAGUUUGCCAGAAUAUACUUUAAAGAGUACCGUCCUUUUUUCUUAAUGCUGUAUGGGAUGGCAGCCUGCUGGUUUGUUUUGGGCACCAACGGCCUGGCAAUGAUUCUCCUGAAUAUAUACAUAUCCUACCAGGCGGCAAAGCUGAAGACCCCGCUCAUAACGUGGAUAAGCUCCAUGUUUAUGCUUUUCAUUAUGCAUAACCAGUCUGUGGAAAAUAUCCAGCGUUCCUGGUACAGCAGUGAGAAUGAAUACUACCUGCUUGUGUUCACCCUGACCGUCCGGUGUUUAUACUACACAAGUUUCAGUCUGGAAUACUGUACUCACCAGCAGAGCGAGCGCGAGAGCUACACCUUCUCCUCCAUGCUGGUCUAUGCCUUUUAUUAUCCCGUGUUUCACAACGGCCCAGUUAUAACCUACAACGAAUUCACUAAGCAGUUGCAGAAUAAAGAUACCAGUUGGCCAGGUCCUAAUAUUCUAAGAUUAAUCCUGGAUAUAUUCCGCUUAUUACUAUGGUGGUGGCUGGCAGAGUCGAUGCUUCACCUGAUGUACAUGCAUGCGAUGUUCAGCAGCUACCAGCUCCUUGAACGAGUCUCCUACUGGACCUUGGGUGGUCUCGCUUUGGCUCAAGUUUUAUUUUUUUACGUCAAGUACCUUGUCUUGUAUGGAGCCCCAGCUCUCGUUAUGCUGUCCGAUGGACUCAAUCCUCCCGCAUUGCCCCGGUGUGUCAGCUCCAUGUACAGUUUCAGUGGGAUAUGGAGGGCAUUUGAUGUUGGUCUUCAUCGUUUUCUUAUAAGAUACAUCUACAUUCCGCUGGGAGGGUCGCACCGUGGGCUGCGUGGCAUGCUGCUGUCCACCUCCUGCACCUUCAUAUUCGUGUGUUUCUGGCAUGGCGGCCAUGAAUAUCUCUGGUACUGGGCCGCGCUGAACUGGAUUGGAAUAAUCACAGAACAAGGAGUGAAAAAACUACUUACAGCUUCAGGAGUUCAAACCAGAAUUAAUCAAUGCUUGUCACCGAGGCUGUUCCGCCAGCUUCAUGCCGCCCUGGCAUCUGUUUCCACGGCUUUGUUAAUUUUCACCAACCUCAUAUUUCUCGGAGGAGAGCACGUUGGGAGAAUCUACUGGAAGAGGUUGUUUGUCCAAGGUUGGCCGUGGGUCCCUCUCACAGUUUUUGGCUGCCUCUUUUGCUUCUCUCAGAUUGGAAUAGAAUGGAACACAUUCCACUUCCCAAACUAUAAAUGGGGCUUCCCGACCUGCUCACGGACAAAAGUACCCUGAA
Molecule: messenger RNA, 1801 nt
Organism: Spea bombifrons (plains spadefoot toad)
Lineage: Eukaryota; Metazoa; Chordata; Amphibia; Anura; Pelobatidae
Gene: HHAT
Product: hedgehog acyltransferase
Exons: 14
Coding region: 268-1800 (510 amino acids)
Biological process (GO): protein palmitoylation
Cellular component (GO): endoplasmic reticulum
Molecular function (GO): palmitoyltransferase activity
Source: RefSeq, a predicted model, not a curated record